GGGCUCUGCCCAGGACCUAAUGUGUUGCUGAACCAGCAAAACCCUCCAGCUCCUCAGCCCCAGCAUUUGGCUAGAAGACCUGUGAAAGACAUCCCUCCUCUGAUGCAGACCCCUAUCCAGGGUGGAAUUCCGGCCCCGGGGCCCAUGCCAGCUGCAGUUCCUGGACCUGGUUCUUUAACUCCUGGUGGAGCUCUGCAGCCCCAAGUUGGAAUGCCAGUGGUUGGUCCUGUGCCUUUGGAGCGGGGACAGAUGCAGAUGUCGGAUCCUAGAGCUCCUAUGCCACGUGGACCCAGGACUGCUGGUGGACUACCUCCUCGAGGGUUGUUGGGAGAUGCUCCAAAUGACCCGCGUGGAGGGACUUUGCUUUCAGUCACUCACACUGGAGAAGUGGAGCCCAGGGGCUAUCUUGGGCCACCUCAUCAGGGCCCCCCCAUGCACCAUGCCCCUGGUCAUGACGGCCGUGGCCCUUCCUCACAUGAGAUGAGGGGAGGGCCAAUCACUGAUCCCAGAAUGCUAAUUGGAGAGCCCAAAGCACAGAUGAUAGAUCAAAGGGUUCUACCUCUGGAUGGUAGAGGUAAUAGAGACUCUCAAGGGAUGAAGACCCGAGCCAUGGAAACUGAGGUCUUAGAGGCACGAGUGAUGGAGAGAAGAGGAAUGGAGACCUGUGCAAUGGAAGCCAGAGGCAUGGAUGGAAGA
This is a messenger RNA of Myotis brandtii (Brandt's bat), 696 nucleotides long. RefSeq names its product cleavage stimulation factor subunit 2 tau variant-like. The record is from RefSeq and is a predicted model, not a curated record. The transcript has a single exon. NCBI's taxonomy places the organism in Eukaryota, Metazoa, Chordata, Mammalia, Chiroptera, Vespertilionidae. The annotation marks the transcript as partial.